GCGCUCACUUUUAUUUUGGCGUUCGACAGAGAAAACGGUCCAACGCAUUUGCUUCGUGCCGAAGCUUGCUCUCCCCCCGACCAGGCCCAGUGGAACUUCGGAACGGAAUAUCCCAAGGAAUCUCAGGUAUUUUUGCCAGCUGAGAGGAAGCAUUAUCCAGUGGACUCAACGACCAGCUCAAUCAACCGCCGUCGCCGCCGCCAUCAUGUCGUCUACGUCGGCUCUCAAAGUGUUCGUUUAUGCGCUGGACAUAGUUUGCGCGCUGCUGGCCCUGGUGCUCAUAUCUUUUGGCAUUUAUGUGGUGGUGUCCUAUGAUCUGAAUGAAAUUGGUGGACUGUCGGCCUACGCGUUUAUUUAUCUCGGAGCGGUUGCCCUGGUAAUCCUCUUGUGGGGUUAUCUGUCUGCCUGGAAGGAGAAUGUUUGCUGCACUGUGACGUUCGUUGUGUUCCUGUGGCUGAUAAUUGCCACCCAGUUUGCUGUCGUCUUUUUGCUCAUUCACAACGAAAAGUCUGUGGCCUCCAAUCUGGCCAAUCCGCUGGAGGCCACUUGGGAGGAAGAGCUCAACAGUCCCGGCGCCAUGUCCAUCUAUCAGAAUUGGUUCCAAUGCUGCGGUCGCGGCAGCCCACAGGAUUACAUUGUCAACGAACGUUUGCCGCCAGAGACCUGUUUCCGCAAUCAUGACAAGAGCAAGGCCGAGAACCUCAUACACACUGGCUGUCGCGUGGAAUUUGAAAAUUAUUGGCUGCAAUUGUUGCAAAUAUUCGACAUACUCGGCGGAGUGCUAAUUGGCAUUGAGCUCCUAAUCAGCGUCAUUUCGAUUCGGCUGUGCAACAGCAUUCGCAACGAUCAGCGACGUUCGUAUUUCUAAGACUAGUCCCACGAGAUUUGCCAAAUAAUUGGUUGAUUUUUUAUAAAACAAAAAUUGUUAUUAUUAUUAUUCAAUGAGAUUGGUAAGACGGAAAGCAAAUGGCUUUGAAAACUAUUGUUGAAAAUUUAUAGAAUUGGAAAUCGGGCGAUACGAGUAUUUAAACACACGUAAACACACACACACCCAAAGUCACAUUUACACUGCUUAACUAACUCACAAAUUAAAUGCAAUGCAACAAAUAUUAGCUAUAAAUCACACACACACACACACACUCACACACACUCAAUUGU
Molecule: messenger RNA, 1158 nt
Organism: Drosophila subobscura
Lineage: Eukaryota; Metazoa; Arthropoda; Insecta; Diptera; Drosophilidae
Product: 23 kDa integral membrane protein
Exons: 6
Coding region: 206-868 (220 amino acids)
Cellular component (GO): membrane
Source: RefSeq, a predicted model, not a curated record